Messenger RNA from Pelobates fuscus (common spadefoot toad), 3652 nucleotides. RefSeq names its product FERM domain containing 4B (gene FRMD4B). The record is from RefSeq and is a predicted model, not a curated record. The transcript is spliced from 23 exons. NCBI's taxonomy places the organism in Eukaryota, Metazoa, Chordata, Amphibia, Anura, Pelobatidae. Gene Ontology annotation, biological process: establishment of epithelial cell polarity. Bases 1 to 3087 code for a protein of 1028 amino acids. Gene Ontology annotation, cellular component: bicellular tight junction; cytoskeleton; adherens junction.
AUGGCUUCGGGUUUUAUGUGCGGAAUAGAGGACAUGCUGUGUAAUGGGAGCCGACUGGUGUGGAACCUGACUGUGUCCACGCUGAGAAGAUGGUACACACGUAGAGUGCGGACAUGUCAACUCAUGCUGAGGACGUGGUGCAGACCGAGAACGGUCUACCAGAUGGCAGAAGGGCGGCAUUGCAAGGUACAUCUUCUGGACGACCGAAAAUUGGAGCUCCUUGUCCAGCCAAAACUUUUAUCCCGUGAAUUACUGGAUCUAGUCGCCUCUCAUUUCAAUCUAAAAGAGAAGGAAUAUUUUGGGAUUUCAUUCCUGGAUGAUACGGGUCAAUAUGCCUGGCUUCAGCUGGAUCAAAGGGUGCUUGACCAUGACUUUCCAAGUAAAUCUGGGCCACUAACUCUUUAUUUUGUUGUAAGGUUCUACAUUGAAAGUAUAACUUUCCUGAGGGAGAAUAUAACAGUGGAAUUGUUUUUCCUGAAUGCAAAGGCUUGUGUAUUCAAGGGGCAGAUUGCCGUGGACAGCGAAACAGUGUUUAAAUUGGCUGCACUUAUUGUACAGGAGGCUCGUGGAGACUACACCAGUGAGGAAAAUGCAAGGCAAGAUCUGAAGCUUUUGCCAGCUCUGCCCACCAGAACAUUACAGGAGCACCCUUCAAUUACAUACUGUGAAGAUCGAGUAAUUGAACACUGUAAGAGGUUGAAAGGUGUCACCAGAGGGCAAGCAAUUGUCCGGUACAUGAAAAUUGUAGAAGCUUUGCCUACAUAUGGUGUUCAUUACUACAAAGUAAAGGAUAAACAAGGAAUUCCUUGGUGGUUGGGAAUUAGCUUCAAAGGAAUCGGCCAGUACGAUAUACAAGAUAAAAUAAAACCUAGAAAGCUAUUUCAGUGGAAGCAGCUUGAGAAUUUGUAUUUCAGAGAAAAGAAAUUUGCUGUAGAAGUUCACGACCCCCGCCGAAUAUCUGCGUCAAGACGAACCUUUGGACAGAGCAGUCUUGUAGUUCAAACCUGGUAUGCAAACCAUUCUCUAAUCAAGUCCAUAUGGGUUAUGGCAAUUAGCCAACAUCAGUUUUACUUGGACAGAAAGCAGAGCAAGGCAAAAAUUCCAACAGCCCGGAGUAUGGACAGCAUUGCUAUGGAAUUAACUGAAUCAGGAACCAAAGUUACAAAAAUGGUUGAGGGAAAAAAUCCAUUAAUCAUGGCGAGCAAUGGCAGCUUAAUAUCUUCUGGUUCUCAUGACUCCGAAGUUAGUGAAGACCAAAAAGUAGAGAAAAUUCAGGAAUUAAAGAAAAAAGAGAAGGAUUUACAAGAAGUCCUCCUGAAAAAAAUUGAAGAACUAAAGGCAAUUUGCCUACGUGAAGCAGUAAUAACAGGGAAAUUGCCUGAUGAGUAUCCUUUGAAUCCUGGUGAAAAACCUCCUUUGGUCCGAAGAAGAAUGGGCACUGCCUUUAAACUGGAUGAUGACAUUCUUCUCAAUGAUGAGGAUUCCGAGUUGCAAAAUCUAGAGCGUAAAUUCCUACUCCAACAAAAAGUGGUAGAAGCUACAAAGAAACUCGCAACUGAGCCGGAUAUGGGCAAGAAUGUCAAGAAGAAGAGAAAGCAGGACUAUAGUGAUGCAAUAAAAAAACUCCAAGAGCUGGAGAGUACUAUAAAUGAAUAUCGCGUCAAAAGCGGACGUGACCCUACAAAAAGAGCAUCUCUUCUCAUACAGGAUGAUAUUAUACCAUCUGAGAGCAGCUCAUUGUCUGAAACUACGCUAGAUGAUGAUGAGUCAGUCUUGUUUCAAGGCCAGAGGCCAAGCCCUGUGCACAGUUCUCCAAAAGGUCAACCUCCAAAGUCAGCUGGAGUAGAGAGAAGCCUUUCCAGGAAAUCCUCCCUAAAUGAUCAGUUUUCGGACAUGCGUCUGUCGAGAGAGCCAACAUCGACACACAGCAGCCCAUACAAAACAUCAGAGAGAAAAUCUCAUGGGGGUCGUAGCAUGCCUUCCACUCCUGUUCUAACACGCAAUGCCUACAGCAGCAACCACCUUCAGAAUGAAGGCGUAAGUGGCUACACCAUGCAGCGUAGAGGCAGCUUAGAGUCCCACGGCCCUCUCCUUUCUGAUGUGGUUGAUGCCAAGGCAACAUUUACAAUCUCGAAAAAUCAAAGAAGUAACAGCACAGAGAUUCUUGAUGACGGUUCAUCUUACACUAGCCAGUCCAGUUCAGAAUACUACAGUACUCCUCCCAAGCAAAACCCUUGUUACACCACUCAGACAUUGGAUAAUCGCUCGAGGGACAGGAGACGGCACAGAAAGCAGAACUUCUUGGCAGCAAAUUCUGGGAGCAUGCCAAAUUUAGCACACAAAGAUGCACGAAACAGUGUUUACCAAAUGACUCAGAACCAACCAUCAACCUCAAGUUAUUAUAUCGCAGGAUAUUCUGGUUACCCUGACAUUGACCCCUACUACAAUGGCGCAUACAUUUAUGAGAAUGAUACAGAGGGACAAUAUACUGUAAACCCCACCUAUCGCUCUUCGGCACACUAUGCAUAUGACCAGUACAGGGAUUCACGAUAUGACCCAGAUCAGUUUGUGCCUCACAACCCCUAUGCCACAAUGCGGCUUCCGAGGAAGAAAAAUGCAAAAACCACUGAACAGAUUACGAAAAACAUUAACAAAGCAAUUGUAGCAGAACAUCUGCGGGGGUGGUACAACAGAGCUGCCUACCAGAAGGAACCUAUUCAUGGAAUACAUGGAAUGGUUGAGUCUGAUCGGGGGUCACAGAGGAGCUUAUGCUAUGCAACUAUGCAAGUCCCAGCAUCUCCAAGUUCCAGAGCUCCAUCUUGCGCCUCAGUAUCAUCUACAAGUACAGUAGGAAGCCGCAGAGCUCAGCCUAGCACACUGGGGUAUCCGGAAUAUAAGAGCGUGCCUCAUUCAUCCUACACCGGCUAUUCUACUGCAUACAGCACCACCCCACUGCAAAGCAGAAGUUUUUUCACUUGUCCUUCCCAGCUGGACGACUCGAACAUCAUUCCGUUAAACGAUGACCAACUUCCAGAUGACCAUGAGCUAUUGUGGCAUGAAGAUGGCAAACCAGGAACUUUAGUUUGAAUGGACGAUGUAUUAAUUUGGAGCCCUCACCUUACGUGCCUUUUACACAUAGUUCUCUACCACCAUACCUCCAAAGUUUUGAAAUUUGAUCAACCGAACUCCAUCAAGGCACAAGUCCAUAAGAAAAAAAUCUAACAUUCAGCUGGAAAGUUUCGCAAGAUAUGUUUGUUUUGUUCUCUGGCACAAAAUAGCACUUGGCGCUUUUUUUUAUUUCUAUUUUUUUAUUUUUAAUAUAGUAGGAAAGCACUUUGUGGAAGUUUUGACAUAGGGUAAAUGCCAAACUGUGAAGGUGACACCAACACAUUAAGUAGUCUAUGCCAACAUUGGUUCUCCAGGAGUGUGUUCUAUGUUUUGGUUUUUAAAAAUAUUUUUCCUUCACAUUUUUUUAUUGGAACACCAAGAAAAUUCCGAGGUAAAGGCUACUUAAAUAGAAAAUUUUAAAAGAGAAAAUGGUUUGUAAAUGAAAAUAUGUUUGACAUUAAUAUUGGAACAUUCAAAUGAAGGAGUUUAAUGUGUGAAUAGAUGGAUGUUGAAUGAGUGUAACUUAUAUUUUGUGUAUUUUUUU